GUUGCAGCAAUCCAAUAUGGCGUCUGGGUACGUGAAACGGUCAACGGCUCUGGUUGGCUUGGCAGUUUCCAAAGCACCCAGGGAGGCUCUCACUAAGUUGUAUAAGGAGACACUGCAGGUGUUGGGAAGCAUGCCAAAAAGUGCCCAGUACCGCAUACACACAGAGCAGAUCACUAAACAAAGACUACUUAUUGUGGAACAGGAGAGUGAUGUGCCACAACUGGAGAACAAACUUGGAGCUGGACAAAUUGAAGAAGUCAUUCAACAGGCAGAAGAUGAGCUCUCUUUGGCUAAAAAGAUGCAAGAUUGGCAACCCUGGGAACCACUACAAAAUCCUCCACCUGCAGACCAGUGGAAGUGGCCAUGACUGUCUGGAUGAUAGAGUUGUUUUCUAAGGAAUUGGUUUGCCUAUGAGUGUAAAUGAUGGGGAAAUGGUAUCCACAGCACCCAUGACUGGAAGCCUGAGAUAUGAACUAAUUAAUUUUGUACAAACAUCAGUCUUACCUCUAUUGUUGUAUUCUUUUUAAACAUUUCAAGCAAGGAUAGAGAUUUGUGUAGAUGUCAAGUGAAUAAACAUCCAAAGAAUGUG
Stylophora pistillata is the source of this 589-nucleotide messenger RNA. RefSeq names its product NADH dehydrogenase [ubiquinone] 1 alpha subcomplex subunit 5. Gene Ontology annotation, biological process: respiratory electron transport chain. The record is from RefSeq and is a predicted model, not a curated record. Lineage: Eukaryota; Metazoa; Cnidaria; Anthozoa; Scleractinia; Pocilloporidae. Gene Ontology annotation, cellular component: respiratory chain complex I.